Messenger RNA from Racocetra persica, 224 nucleotides. The record is from the annotation of a GenBank genome assembly. NCBI's taxonomy places the organism in Eukaryota, Fungi, Glomeromycota, Glomeromycetes, Diversisporales, Gigasporaceae.
CAAAAACUAUGAAAGCGAAACUCAUUAAAAUUUUAUAUUCAGAAAAAAUGGCCACACUUUCUGAUGAAUUUGAUACUGUGCUUGAAUUUUCAUCCCGUAAAUAUCCUGAUAUAAUUAAAAUUGCUUACAUACGAGAUAUUAAAUCAAAAGAGAAAUUAUCUGAAAUUUUUAAAAAACCUGAAGAUCUUGAUAACGCAGUAUUUAUUAUAAAUCCAAAGCAGUAA